Molecule: messenger RNA, 1744 nt
Organism: Olea europaea var. sylvestris
Lineage: Eukaryota; Viridiplantae; Streptophyta; Magnoliopsida; Lamiales; Oleaceae
Product: putative MO25-like protein At5g47540
Exons: 11
Coding region: 456-1469 (337 amino acids)
Biological process (GO): intracellular signal transduction
Molecular function (GO): protein serine/threonine kinase activator activity
Source: RefSeq, a predicted model, not a curated record
AAGAAUUAUCGAGACGAAAAACGGUUACCCCAUAAUACAAAUCAAUCACAGACAACAAAGUGAGAAAGAGAUUAUAAAGAAAAUCUAAUUCCCAGAUAUAUUUAUCUAUCCGUUUCAUUUCGAUCACGCAGAAAUCAGGAAGCGACCUACGACCUGGCUGAGUGCACCUAGAUAAAUGAGGAUUCGAGUAGGCUGAGAAUAAUCCUAAGCAGGAAUGGCAAAAUUCAGGUAAAAUCUGCACAAAUUGAAAGCAAUUUGAAACCCUAAGUUAAAGAGCAGUGAAUUAGUCAUAGUGAUCGUUAAAGGUUGUGUGGGGAAGGAAAAAGUUAGGAAAAAUAGGAGGGUGUUUGUCAACCGGCGGCCAUCCGGCUGCGCGGAGUGCCUCGGCGUCACAGGCGGUGGUCAGGAGGGUCCCGCUGCCGGAAAACACCGAUGGUGGUGGCGAGAAUGCGAAGAUGAAGGCGCUAUUCAAGCCGAAGCCCAAGACGCCUGCUGACCUGGUUCGCCAGACCCGGGAUCUCCUCAUCUUGGCUGAUCGCGGGACGGAUACUAAGGAGAGCAAGCGCGAAGAGAAGAUGAUGGAGUUGAGCAAACUAAUCCGCGAUCUGAAGUCAGUACUUUACGGAGACAGUGAAUCUGAGCCCGUCUCAGAAGCUUGCACACAGUUGACUCAGGAGUUUUUCAGAGAGAACACUCUACGCCUGCUAAUUACAUGUCUGCCAAAGUUGAAUCUAGAAACCCGCAAAGAUGCUACUCAGGUUGUUGCAAAUCUGCAGAGGCAACAGGUUCAGUCACGAUUGAUUGCUUGUGAUUACUUGGAAAAAAACAUUGAUCUAAUGGAUACCUUGAUAGCAGGGUAUGAGAAUACAGAUUUGGCAUUACAUUAUGGUGCAAUGUUGAGGGAGUGCAUUCGCCACCAAAGUGUUGCUAGGUAUGUUCUGGAAUCAGAGCACAUGAAGAAAUUUUUUGAUUUCAUACAACUUCCAAAUUUUGAUAUAGCUUCUGAUGCUGCUGCCACUUUCAAGGAACUUUUGACAAGGCAUAAGUCGACGGUAUCUGAAUUUCUUUCUAAAAAUUACGACUGGUUCUUUGCAGAGUAUAACUCAAAGCUUCUCGAAUCUACAAAUUAUAUUACUAGAAGGCAAGCUGUCAAGCUGUUGGGAGAUAUUUUGCUGGAUCGUUCAAAUUCGGCUGUGAUGACUCGAUAUGUUAGCUCACGGGAUAACUUGAGGAUCCUUAUGAAUCUUCUAAGAGAGUCGAGCAAGAGUAUUCAGAUUGAAGCCUUUCAUGUAUUUAAGCUAUUUGCAGCUAAUCAGAACAAGCCCCCUGAUAUUGUUAGCAUCCUUGUCACAAAUAGAAGCAAACUUCUACGUCUCUUUGCUGAUUUCAAAACCGAGAAAGAGGACGAACAGUUUGAGGCCGAUAAAGCCCUGGUUGUCAAAGAAAUUGCUGCGCUUGAACCGAAAUAAUACCCAUCAGUUUGUCUUUAAUUAUUUGUCCAGUGUGAUGGCAAUGUUGUAUGGGUGAUUCCAGUGAACGUUUCUUUUUCCAUUACAUAUUUGUGAAUUAAUAGUUCUUAGCCCCAAUGUUGAUGCAAAAAGGGAUUAAAAUGUUCCAGCCCUAUUUUCAUUUAUGAAUUUAUCAAUUCAAUUUCUGUAGAAUUUGCAAUUGAGCUCACAUGAAAUAAUUUCAGGAGAAGAGAAACAAAAUGAAUAUGAGAAAAGAGUGUAAAUUGAUAAUGCCA